This is a messenger RNA of Pocillopora meandrina, 1251 nucleotides long. The record is from the annotation of a GenBank genome assembly. Lineage: Eukaryota; Metazoa; Cnidaria; Anthozoa; Scleractinia; Pocilloporidae.
CGCCAGCCAAUAUUGGACCAUCAAACGGGAAAAAGUACAUUAAUAAAUAUAUAACCAGCUCCUCACUGUUUUUAAAGACAUGUCGAGAUCGCAGUCCUCACCGGAUAUUUACAAGGUGUCUGUAACUCGUACGAGCUCCAAGAGCUUGGACGAAGAACUUCUCGAACUGUGUAAUUUGAGCGGAGUCACUUUAGAUCCUGAUGUCUUCAAGAUAUUGCUGGAUUUGAUAAAGCUUAAUGUUCCACCGCCUUCGUUAGUCACAGUUCUUAAGCAAGUCGCUUCUACUAAGGGCUAUCGAAACGAAGGUCAUCCCGCUUUGUCAGCAAAGUCGAGUACCGGUUCCACUAGUUCGGCAGGAAGCGCUUCAAGUUAUGAGUCUUUACAGUCUUCACAAAGUACCAUUGCUUCUGGAAGUAGUUUGGGAUCGACUCAAAGCCCGAGACUUGAAAGAAUUCCAAUUUCUAGCCGUCUGAGGGAAAUGAAAGCCAACGCUAUGCCGCAAUAGUCUGACUUUAUCUUUGUAUAGAGACAAACCAAUGCCUGGCGUACUUUUCAUUGCAGACACUAAACAAAGAUUUUGUAAUCCUUGCUUAUUUUUUUUUCAGAUUUUAAUACUUUUUAACUGUAAAAUUAAUUGUAAAUGUGUCACCGCAUGCAAGGUUUGGUUUAAUUAUCCUGAAUGUAUGUUAAUCUCACAAAGUGUGGCUACAGUCAGACCCUGAUGUCUUCAAGAUAUCUUUGUUCCACUGCCUUCGAUAGUAGCAGUCCUCAAGCAAGUGGGUACAAACAUGCUUACUGUCAAUGUAGUCACUCACAGCAAAUUGUAUGACUUCAAAGAAAAAACAACAAUUCUUUUACAACCUCUGUUAUAUUAGCUUGCAUUAGUCCUAUGCAAUGAUUGACAUAUAAACUAGAUUUUACUUGGAAUCAUUGUUUCCUGCAAUAUGCUCGAUCAACUUUGCUUCAUCUUGUUUCCCUAACAGUGACUAACAGCUAAGAAUUCCCUGUAAUAUUACCCCUGAAUCAAACAUACACUAGGGUCAGAAGUAUAAAGUAAAUGACCACCAACUAAAAGAGCCCUUGACUGUUAACCAAAUCUACCUUGUGGGUACUAUAAGAAAUGUGUAGAGAACAGUGUGGAGAAUAACGAUGUUAGGCUUUAGUAAAGUGAACCCAUUCACUCUAGUAGCUCCUCACCCCAAGAGGGAAUUAAGCUAUAAUUUCUCUUUGCAUUACUGAGGGGAAUGGGGG